ACUCACCCACUGCCAUCUUACCGUUGUCCUUAAGGGAUGUUGUAAUGGUGGCGUGAGACCAGGGUCAGUAUCAAGUGCUAAUUCUACUUUUUAAGUUGAAAAUAAUAAGAUUUUGUUUGAAAUACAUCAGUGGUAAGUGUUAUCCGUUUGGAUCCUUUUCUUAAUAGAGUGUUGCUGAUGAAGUUGAAAACAUUUUGUGCAAUGCAGGUUCAGCUUCACAUUAUGUGCACAGCUUUUGACUCUUUCGUAAACAAGUUGAUAUAUUGAACGCCUCUACGGAGGGUGUGGAAGAAUGCGUCUGUAUACAAAACCUCCACUAGCAGAUCUCUCCUCUGACUCGCUGUGUGCUUUUACGAGGACUUCAGCAAACGCACACCAGCCGUGUUCCAGACAUGUCUCUUAUCAUUUGGACCAAAGGAGGAACAUUCUCAUGAAACCAACGACCAUGGACCCAACGACGCUUGUAUCUGUGGCAACACUGUGGUCCGAAAACAGCAGUGUGUCCGUGACGUCCGGCCCAUCAGAGUCUCCAAACUCUACAGAAUGGGAACUCGUCUACUCCGUCAUUCCCCCGUACAUCUUCACCGUAUCCCUCUCAGGCCUUCUCCUCAACAGCUUUGUCCUCGCGGUGUUCUUUGCUCACGCGGAUCGACUGACAGUGGCGGAAGUCUACUUGAGCAACCUGGCGCUCGCUGACUUUAUCCUCCUGUGCGGCCUCCCCUUCUGGGCGAUGAACAUCCUCAAUGGCUUUAACUGGCCGUACGGAGGUGCCCUGUGCAAACUGGUCAACUCCAUCAUCAUCAUCAAUUUCUACACCAGCAUCUUCACCCUGGUCAUGAUCAGUGUUGACCGCUACCUGGCGCUUGUGAAGACCAUGAAGGCCCGGUGGAUGAGACGGACACUCUUUGCAAAGGUGAUCUGCUCCAUCCUGUGGGUAUUGGCGGCCGUACUGAGCUUGCCAACAAUGGUUCACAGAGAGGUGAAGUUCAUCGAGGAGUUGGAGACAAUGUCCUGUGUGCUGGAUUAUGGUCAUGACAUCUCUUGGAAGUUGGCCCAUCACAUCCUGGUGAAUGUGGUGGGCUUUCUACUCCCUGUGCUGGUGAUAGUCUUCAGCAGCGGAAACAUAAUUAAGGUUUUGGCUCGGAGAAGGGAGAGCGUUGCUUUACGUGGCACUGAUGACACAAAGGCCACAGCGCUGGUGUACGCUGUCACCAUAUUGUUCUUACUGUGUUGGGGUCCCUUCCAGGUCUUCACUUUCCUCGACACACUCUGUGACGUCCAAGUGCUGGACGAGAAGCUUUGGUUCCACACUCUCGACAUAGGAGGCCAGGUGUCAGCGUACCUGGCCUUCCUCAACAGUGCCCUGAACCCUCUGCUGUACGUCUUGUCAGGGCAGUACUUUAGGAGGAAAGUCAGUGCCAUCUACAUGAGAACUAGACAUCAUCGCAGAGGAUCAGAUAUGAACACAUUUCAACGAUCUGUUGUGUCCACUUACGUUAACAGAACAGAGCAAAUUAAGGCUGUGGUCAUUUUUAAUGCAAAAGAUAGCACGUGACUCUUAGUGACAUCCACCACUUCAAUUGCUGCUUAUGGAAGAAAAUAAUGUAAUAUACAGGAAAUGGGUUCAACGUUGUUAUUCCAUUAGACUUAAUGCAAUAAUAAUGCAGUUUUAUGGUUAA
Messenger RNA from Gasterosteus aculeatus aculeatus (three-spined stickleback), 1679 nucleotides. It is a transcript of the gene bdkrb1, whose product is annotated as bradykinin receptor B1. Gene Ontology annotation, biological process: cell chemotaxis; calcium-mediated signaling; G protein-coupled receptor signaling pathway. NCBI's taxonomy places the organism in Eukaryota, Metazoa, Chordata, Actinopteri, Perciformes, Gasterosteidae. Gene Ontology annotation, molecular function: C-C chemokine binding; bradykinin receptor activity; C-C chemokine receptor activity. Gene Ontology annotation, cellular component: membrane; external side of plasma membrane. The record is from RefSeq and is a predicted model, not a curated record.